UCAAUAAACUACCCAAAAUCCUCAACCCAACUUGCUCAUUUUUUUCCUCCUUUGGUCCAAGAUUAUUAUUCCCCACCAUCCCUUUUAUUAUCAAUACUACUCUCUCUCCCUCCCUCCCUCUUUUAUUUUCAGGUGUGUGUGCUAAAGCCUAUUAUUAUGUCUCCAGCAAUAGCAAUGUCCAAGAGUGCUGAUCCUCAUGAUGAGGUGGGAGAGAAUGAGUCACAACAAAGCCAACAAUUACUCAAGUACUACCAGAAAGGAGUAAAGCACCUCUACGAAAGUGGCAUAACUAAAGUGCCUGACAAGUACAUUUUGCCACUUGAAGAACGACCCAACAUUAUCACCCACAAAAAUCAUAAUCAGCCAACUCCAACAACAACCACUACUACUACUUCUCCCAAAGACAGCAACAAUCUUAUUAAGUUGCCUGUCAUUGAUUUCUCUGACCUUAUGGAAAGUUCCAAGAGACCCCAAGUCCUCAAAUCCAUUGAAAACUCUUGUCAGCAAUAUGGUUUCUUUCAGGUUGUGAACCAUGGCAUUCCAAAAGAAGUGAUUAGGGAUAUGAUGGAAGUAAGCACAAAAUUCUUUGAGCUUCCACAUGAGGAGAGAGCUAAGUACAUGUCUUCUGAUAUGAAGGCCCCAGUGCGCUAUGGAACAAGCUUUAACCAAACUAAAGACAAAGUCUUUUGUUGGAGGGACUUUCUCAAGCUUGUCUGCCAUCCCAUAUCUGAUGUUCUUCCUCAAUGGCCUUCUUCACCAGUAGACUUUAGAAAUUUGGCGGCUACCUACGCAAAAGAAACCAAAAGCUUAUUCCUAAUAUUAAUGGAGGCCAUUGUGGAGAGCUUAGGGAUUGUGGGAACCACCACCAACACCACAACAAAAGAUGAAGAAAAAGACAAGGACAACAACAUCAUGGAGAAAUUUGAAGAUGGGAGCCAGCUAAUGGUUGUGAAUUGCUAUCCACCUUGUCCACAACCUGAUUUAACCCUAGGGAUGCCUCCACACUCCGACUAUGGUUUCCUCACUCUUUUGCUCCAAGAUGAAGUUGAAGGCCUUCAAAUCCAGUUCCAAGAUCAAUGGCUCACCGUCGAUCCAAUCCCCGGCUCCUUCGUCGUCAACGUCGGUGAUCAUCUUGAGAUAUUUAGCAAUGGAAAGUACAAGAGUGUUCUACAUAGGGUUCUUGUAAACUCCAUGAGAGCUCGGAUUUCAGUGGCAUCAUUGCAUAGUCUGCCAUUCAUGCACAUGGUUUCACCUUCACCAAAACUCACCAAUGAAGCCAAUCCAAAGCGUUACAAGGACACUGAUUUUUCAAGCUUCUUGGAGUACAUUUCUUCUCGUGAGCCUAAGAGGAAGAAUUUCCUCGAGUCUAGGAAAAUUGGCUUGAACUUUGGAAGACAAAACGAUGAUCAAUCAAGGUAGAGAAGAGAAGACUAUAAUAAUUAUUAUUAUUAUUAAGAAAAAUAUUGAUGAUAAGGAGCAUGUGGAGGUUGACUUUUUGUAGUCCGUACCAAAAUUGUAACACAUUAUUAAAUUAGUUGUAUUAAAUUUUUCCUUUUUUGGUUGGGGGUUUUAGAAUGAGGCUAUAGAGCAAAGGCUAAUGAGUCAAAGUCUAUAAAAUCUCAGCUGCCCCUCCUUAUAAGGGCCUUAAACGAAGACUUGGGCAGUCGUACGUGUAAUUAAUAAGGCCAUAUAUUCAAGGAAAAUAUCUAGAUUGCAUUA
Molecule: messenger RNA, 1719 nt
Organism: Humulus lupulus (European hop)
Lineage: Eukaryota; Viridiplantae; Streptophyta; Magnoliopsida; Rosales; Cannabaceae
Product: probable 2-oxoglutarate-dependent dioxygenase SLC1
Exons: 5
Coding region: 157-1419 (420 amino acids)
Source: RefSeq, a predicted model, not a curated record